UGGUGCUGAAACGCGUUCAGCUGCGGAGGGGAUCAGAGCUUCAUUCAGCAUCGGUGCAGGGAAGCCUCACACUCACACACACACACGCGUGCGCUUCUGCUCGAUCCAUGCUCCGACGAUCCUAAUCGGACAAUCCAGUAUAUAAACCAAGUCGAUUUGGACUAAAGGAGUGAAUGAGGAGAACAGGAGAACCUGCAUGAGGAAUCCAGGCGAAGCGUAAAGAAAAGUUCGCAACUCGGAAGGGACACAACGGAAAGCCAAUACGGGAUUGUGUGAACACUCGCGGACCAUCUCACACACACACACACACCGAGGGAGGACAUUGUGAAUAACUGUUGGCCUUUAAGCAAAAUCUUUUUUUUUCUUUUGGUUUUGAUCUUGAUUUUGGCUUUGGAGAGGUGCUGAAGGAACAACUGGCCAAACCGAACCGGUGCGUCGAGAGCGCGCAGCUUUUCAAUCCGGAGCGAGAAGAUUGGAGCGAAGAUGCUGCAGUUUUGCGUCGCGCUCAUCCUUUUAGGAGCAGUGACUGAAGCAGCCUACUUUUCCCAGCAGCCCCAGGAUCAGGUAGUGGUGGCUGGUCAAUCGGUGACACUUCCGUGCGUCAUCGUGGGAUAUCGAGGCAUGGUGCAGUGGACCAAGGAUGGCCUGGCGCUCGGUGGAGAACGAGAUUUACCCGGUUGGACACGUUACUCCCUGAUGGGAGAUCCACUAUCAGGGGAGCACAGCUUGGUGAUCGAUUCGGCAGAGCUCGCCGACGAUGCUGUGUACGAAUGCCAGGCCACGCAAGCAGCACUGCGUUCGCACCGAGCCAAACUCACUGUCCUGGUGCCACCUUCAGACCCUGUCGUUGAGGGAGGGCCUGUGGUGCGUCUGAAAGCUCACGCUCCCCAUAACCUGACAUGCCGGUCAUCUGGAGCCAAGCCUGCAGCUGAGAUCACCUGGUACAGGGAUGGAGAGGUCAUGCACACUGCAAUCUACUCGAAGGCGCUGAUGGAGGACGGGAAAAGAGAGACAGCGGUUAGUCUGUUACCCCUAGUGCCCGAUGACCGCGAUUCGGGCCGGACCUACACCUGCAGGGUCCUAAACCCAGCAGCUCCAGCCGGACGGCAGACUUCGAUCACCAUCAACGUUCAACAUCCUCCGUCUGUCACGCUGUCCGUCCAGCCACAGACUGUAAUGGAAGGUGCUAAAGUGUUGUUCAUCUGCUCAGCCUCUGCCAGUCCAGAGAUCACUGGCUACAGGUGGUCUAAAGGUGGCGUCCCCAUCCCAGAGGCCAAAGUGGACAGUCUGGAGGUGACUGUGGACUACUCCUAUUUCACUGACCCUGUGUCGUGUGAGGUGUCCAACUCUGUAGGAAGCACCAACGUCAGCACCCUGGUGGAUGUGCAGUUCGGUCCCAGGUUGUUAGCGGAGCCAAAGCCACAGACGGUGGACAACGGCAUGGAUGCGGCAUUCACCUGCGCCUGGACUGGCAACCCUCCACUCACCCUGGCAUGGACCAAGCAAGGAUCCAGCGUGGUCCUCAGCAACAGCAACACUUUGCAUCUAAAGGCCGUGACUCAAGAAGACUCCGGGACGUACACCUGCAAAGCCAUCGUACCGAGGAUCGGCGUGGCCGAAAGGGACGUCACGCUCACUGUGAAUGGUCCACCCAUCAUCACGGCUGAGGCUACACAGCAGGCUGUCAAACACGCCAAAGGAAAGCUGGAGUGUCUGGUGGGCAGCAGCCCUCCUCCUGACAAAAUAGUGUGGACAUUUGGGGACACAAGCUUGUCCUCCGGAUCCUCUGGCCGUUUUUCAGUGCAGACGGUGAACAGCGACCACGGCGUCCUGUCCUCCCUCGUCCUAUCCGAGACGCUGGCUCAAGAUUUCCAGCUGAGGUACAACUGCACGGCUUGGAACCGCUUCGGAACGGGCACGGUGCUCGUCACGCUCAAAGAACAAGAGGCAUUGCCUUUGCUGAUCAUCAUCGGAUCGUCUGUCGGGGGCGGCUGCGUUUUCAUCGUUUGCGUCAUCACCCUGGCGUCCAUCUGCUGCCGACAUGCUGCUAAAGGAAAAAAGGGGACGCGGUUAUCCAAGAGUGACAUCCGUGUGCAAAUCGUGCACAGUGACCACAACGCAGCCCGUGGGAAUGAUGACGAAGAGGAUGUGAAGGAGCCGAUGGCUCCCAACAGCAGCGAGUCUCCCGGGACAUCACGUACCGAGCACAGCGAUCUGCUGGAGGAGGAAGAUGAUGAAAGAUCAGAUAUUAAGGACCCCACGAAUGGCUACUACAACGUCCGGGGUCAUGAUGAACGCAAUGUCGCUCGCACCGGCUUUUCUGAGUUCAUCCCAACCUCGCGGCCCGUGUACACGCCAUGCCAGCUUCCAUCUCCAGGCCCUUUGUACAGCCAGACCAGCACUCAGCCACGUGUCUACGACUUCUCCAACCGCUACGCCACCACUCCGGCCACCCGCACCACCUAUGAGCAACAACCGCAGCAGCAACAACAGCAGCAACCGCAGCCACAACAGCAAACAACUCCAACAAUGUACCCCCAGGACCCGCUGUACCUGCCCAACACCUACAGCCGUGCCUUCACCAGCUACGUCAAACCCACCUCCUUUGACAAAGUGGACACUUUUGAGCAAUCAGACCAGGCCAGCAAGGUGUCCGGGUCGUCCCGCUUUUCCUACGCGUCCUCGCAGCAGUCUGACUAUGGACGCCCAUCCCAGCAACGCAUGCAGACUCACGUGUGAGUGCAAGAUUCUGCGGAAGGUGCAGAGUUCGAUCGAAGUGUUCUUUACCCCUUCAGUUUGAAUUGCGCCUUGGGAGUCAAAUCCAGCUAGUCCUUCUUGAGCUAUCGGAGAAAGGACAACACCUGUUUACGAGUCACCUCUGGAUUGUCCAAGCUAAUUUAAUUGUGUUUAGCUUCGUCUACUAGCAGAACUUUCUUAUGAAUGAAUGCCAUCCUUUUGUAAUUUCACUUGUUAUGGAGACGGGCACCCGACGACGCUUAGAAAUCAUAGACAGAUCAAACGGACUAACUUUUGUAAAUGAGAAGCUAAUGAUCUUACGCUUGACCACAAUCAAAUCAAAAAAGGAAAAAAUAAAAUAAAAGUCUCGUGUUGGCAUGCUGAAGGAAUCGUAAGCACAUUUUGUGUGUCGUUGACAUGAGGACUGAACUACAACAGGAAAUCACAAAUAAGCUGAGAUGAACUGGUGGAAACGACGGCUCUUUCAUGAAAUCUAUUGGGGUAUUUCUCAAGAAGAAAAAGAAAAUAAAGAAAGGACUUCUUGGAAAUGAAAAGAUGUAAUGAAGAGAAAAAAAUGCACUUCAGUUGCAUUUUUCUCUGAUUAGCAGAACAAAAGAAAGCCCUAAGUAGGAUGCAACCCAAACACAAGAGGCGUGUUUUGCACCCCAAAAUGGCAUGUUACUGAUUUUUGGGUGCAAAUGAAAGGUGCCUCGGGGUGUAUUGAGAAGCUAGUGGCAAUCCGAAACUGCAAAAUCGAGAUGCAGUAAAAACGUUUAGCGACUGUGAUUUUUACUAAAGAAAGUGCAGAGAUGUUCUGUCUAAAAUGACACAAUCAAAGUAUCUCCACCAUGUUUACACACAAUACAAAGGUAGAACACAACUGCUACUGAUAAACCAGUGUAAAAAUCUGGGGGGAGGGGUUCAGCCCUCUCUUUCUCUAUCUCUUUCUCUAUCUCUCUCUCUUUCUCUCUCUCCUCUUCUCUGUUGCAUGCAGAUGACGUGUCUAUGUGAACGUAUCGAGCGUUUCUUUCCAUGUCCAUUCCUUGUGUGAGACAUUGCUAUACUGCACCUAAUGCCAUUGGAUUGUGGUAAUCCCGAUGACGGGGUUUCCGUACUGCCAUUUUUUUUUCUUCGGGCCUGAGUGAUUUCCAUUAGGGGGGAGAAAAAAAGAAAAGUAAAUUCACAAAGUGAACUGUGCUGAAAAAACACAUUGCUUGUCUUUAUUUUUAUACUUUAUAUAAGCCUUAAUGUACAGUGUGUAAGCUGCUCAACUGUAAAGUACAUUUAUAUUAUGAAUGCAUAUAAAUAUAUAUUGAAUUUGAGUUUAUUCAGUUUGUUUUUAACACAGCGUGUGGUUUAGUCCAUUUUUCGUUCUCACUGUAAGUAUGAGUCCUUCAUCGUUUUGGGGUUGUGUUCGUUUUUUAGACACCUUUUCUUUUCUUUUUUAAGAUUAUGCAUCAAGGUUUUAUUCGCUAAAAUGAGCUAUUGUUGCUUGUAACUUUGUACACAUAUUUAUAUUUAAAUAAAACCAUUUCAAAUAAAAAGCA
Messenger RNA from Silurus meridionalis, 4283 nucleotides. It is a transcript of the gene kirrel2, whose product is annotated as kirre like nephrin family adhesion molecule 3, like. The coding region runs from base 484 to 2739 and encodes 751 amino acids. The transcript is spliced from 15 exons. NCBI's taxonomy places the organism in Eukaryota, Metazoa, Chordata, Actinopteri, Siluriformes, Siluridae. Gene Ontology annotation, molecular function: cell adhesion molecule binding. The record is from RefSeq and is a predicted model, not a curated record. Gene Ontology annotation, biological process: cell-cell adhesion. Gene Ontology annotation, cellular component: cell-cell junction.